CUCCCCUGCGCUGGAGGUGCUCGGCCGUCCUGGGACUGCUUAGCGCCUUUUCUUUUUAAAAUCUACUCGUCUGGCGGGGCGUGGUGGCUCACGUCUUCAAAUCAGGUUCACUGGCAUUAAAGGGGCCAAGAGGGAAGGACUAUGUGGCCUUGACUAUCGACAGCUGGGUGCUGCAGCAGAGGCUGCUGGGCUGUGAGGGCAGACGAGUGCUGCGUGGGGCCACACUGCCCGGAGCCUAGCACUCCUGCUCUGUGGACAUGGCACAUGCGUUCUGAGCAGCUAACCAUCUCCAGUCAGUUUGGCUGAUCUGGGAGCCCCCGGCCCACGCCCUCCCUGUCUGCUCACCUCCACUUCUUUCAUCCCCAUCAUCUUGGGCAGCUGCAGCCCCCGCUCAGGACCCCCGUCCCGGAACCCUCGAAGCUGGGAACCGUGUAGGGCUGCAGCUGCGCGGGGAACUGGAUCUGGGAAGGACUUCCUGUUAUCCCUAGUCCCCGGCUCCACCCGGCGCCACCGCCGGCCCAGCGCUGGCUGCAGAGUCCCGCUGCCCCGGGGAGAGGGGCCGCCUCGGCGACCCAGGUGCCCCGUGUGCCUCCACCUCGGCUCGUGGCCAGAACCUGAAGCGGGGGCCCGCGGUGCUUGGCCAGUGAGAGAGAGAAACCCCUCGUAGGUCUUCCUAGCUCUAAAGGAGAAAAUGUCUGCAGAUGGCAGAGUCAUCCUGGCUACCGAGAGCAAAGAGAGCGCUGGUGAGGUAUGGUCUCGCCGUAUCUCAGGCUGGUCUGGAAUUCACUAUGUACUUUCAGGGUGGCCUUGAACUCACAGUGAUCCUCGUACUCUGCCUCCCAAGAGCUGGGAUUAAAAGCAUGCGCCGCUGUGCCUGGCCAAUAAGGUCACCGGGAGGCUUGAAGGAGGCAGUGGGCACGAGUCCUCUGUAAGCAGUUUGCCCGCCGGUAACUGAUCAUUGCUGUGACGCGUGAAGAGAGAGCGCCCAGGGUCACUAGGACGGCAGACAGAGGAGCUCGGGCCCUCCCGCCUCGAUUCUGUGGCGGUUGCAACCAGAACACACCAGGGUCUGGGUCACAGUCAACCCUGUGGAGACAUGCUCUCUGGACAGAGGGAGACAGUGCCCAUGGAAGCCUCUCAGGAGCCACCACACAUUAAGACAGAGCCAGAAGAGCUGCACCUGGAGGGGGCAUCACGGGAGGACGGGGAUGCAGGGGCACGUAGCUGGGUGCCCCUAAGUCCUGGCUGUAAGGAGAAAUCCUCCUUCCUGCCUGGUGCAGGCCUUCCUUCAGCCCAGUUCCCCGUGCUUUCCCGAGAGGGUAGGACUCGAGACCGGCAGAUGGCCGCAGCACUCCUCACUGCUUGGUCCCAGAUGCCAGUGACCUUUGAGGAUGUGGCACUCUACCUGUCACGGGAGGAGUGGGGGCGACUGGAUCACACACAUCAGAAUUUCUACAGAGAUGUGCUUCAGAAAAGAAAUAGUUUGGCUUUUGGUUUUCCCUUCAGCAGGCCUUUCUGGGUCCCCCAAGUGCAGGAGAAGGGAGAGGCAGCAAGCUGUGGCCCAGAGACAGGAGCUGAGAAGGAGAAGCAAGUCCCUGGUUCAGGAGCUGUGGAGGUGGCAAAGGCGGUGCCGACCCUGGCCAUGGCAGCUCUCGGUGAUGUGAAGCCCUUCCGAACCAGGGCGGCGCGAGGGGCCCCAGGGGACGACCUGCAGUGCAGGCAGCCAGCAGCCAGGGGCCAAGGUACAGUUGGGCCCCUGGCUCCGGGAGAAGCCAGACAGCGCCAGUCAGCGCCACUGGACACGCGCACCCCAAACACCGGGGAGAGCCCCCGCGAGGAGAAGGGCGCCCCGGAGAGUGGCGAGGAGGGCCCGGGCCCGGACAGUGACACUGGCAAGAAGACCUACAAGUGCGAGCAGUGCGGCAAGGCCUUCAGCUGGCACUCCCACCUGGCGACGCACCUGCGCACGCACACGGGCGAGAAGCCGUACGCCUGCACGGACUGCGGCAAGCGCUUCGGCCGCAGCUCGCACCUCAUCCAGCACCAGAUCAUCCACACGGGCGAGAAGCCGUACACCUGCCCGUCGUGCUGGAAGAGCUUCAGCCACCACUCGACGCUCAUCCAGCACCAGCGCAUCCACACCGGCGAGAAGCCGUACGUGUGCGAGCGCUGCGCCAAGCGCUUCACGCGCCGCUCGGACCUGGUCACGCACCAGGGCACGCACACGGGCGCCAAGCCGCACAAGUGCCCGGUGUGCGGCAAGUGCUUCACGCAGAGCUCCGCCCUGGUCACGCACCAGCGCACGCACACGGGCGUCAAGCCAUACCCGUGCCCGGAGUGCGGCAAGUGCUUCAGCCAGCGCUCCAACCUCAUCGCGCACAACCGCACGCACACGGGCGAGAAGCCCUACCACUGCCUCGACUGCGGCAAGAGCUUCAGCCACAGCUCGCACCUCACCGCGCACCAGCGCACGCACCGCGGCGUGCGCCCCUACCCGUGCGCGCUGUGCGGCCGCAGCUUCAGCCGCCGCUCCAACCUGCACCGGCACGAGAAGAUCCACGGCACCGGGCCCAAGGCCCUGGCCAUGCUGAUGCUGGGGGCGGCGGCGGCGGGGGCUCUGGCGGCACCGUCGCCCGCUCCCACCUAGAAGGCCGGCGGGUCGCGGGACCCAAGCUCAGGCCCUGGGA
This is a messenger RNA of Jaculus jaculus (lesser Egyptian jerboa), 2687 nucleotides long. RefSeq names its product zinc finger protein 205 (gene Znf205). The transcript has 11 exons. Gene Ontology annotation, biological process: negative regulation of transcription by RNA polymerase II. Gene Ontology annotation, molecular function: DNA-binding transcription repressor activity, RNA polymerase II-specific; RNA polymerase II cis-regulatory region sequence-specific DNA binding. NCBI's taxonomy places the organism in Eukaryota, Metazoa, Chordata, Mammalia, Rodentia, Dipodidae. The record is from RefSeq and is a predicted model, not a curated record. The coding region runs from base 1097 to 2647 and encodes 516 amino acids.